AUGAAAAUUUCGGAAGAAACACUCAGUAGACAUGAUUUGUCAUCAUUUCCAAAGAGUGCCAAAUACGUUUCCGCCAAACGAUAUCCUUCCAGAUUUGCUUUUGCCAAACGCCAUGAACUUGAAGAUAUGAACAACUAUGAUACGAGAGCUAUGCGUUUUGUUUUCGGCAAACGCUUUAUGCGUAAUUUCGCAUUUGCAAAACGAGAUCCUUAUUCAUCAUUCGCUUGA
Molecule: messenger RNA, 228 nt
Organism: Thelazia callipaeda (thelaziosis nematode)
Lineage: Eukaryota; Metazoa; Nematoda; Chromadorea; Rhabditida; Thelaziidae
Source: the annotation of a GenBank genome assembly